GUCGACACUUUUCUUCCUUCUCUUGCUCGAUUGCACCCGCCAGGUUUCUUCUUUUCUUCUGUCAUGAGGCUCUAGACUUGCACUGUAUAGUUGGAAGUCCUGUACAUACGCCAGUCCGUGUACCACAUAGCACCUCUUCGACCAAACUAACAAUUUCAAAAAAGUCGCAUGACAUUGGCAACUUCCUCCACAACCCUUGCAAGAUACGACUUCUCAACCGGUCCAUGCUAGAGCGUGUCUCGCCAUGCAUUGAGCCAGCCUCUCAACUCUUCUUACGAGCAAUUGCCCCUCCAAUUCGAUCCAGUCGCGCAUUAGGUCCGUCAUUUUGGAGGAAUGGAGGCCACGACAUCACAGUGCCGUCUUGGUGGCCCUUGUAUCUCGAAAAUGUCAGGCGGAGAUCCCAAGAGCGGGACAACCUUCGAUCCCGGUCCAGGUCUGGUAUCCCACGCUUAACGGGAGGUCGGGCAGCUCGUGCGGUUAAGCAUGAUGCUAUUCCCAUCCGACCAGUCGCUGCAGCAUCUUCAAGACAAUACACCAACAAUUCACGACUUGACCAAGAAGUGCACGACGCGUCGUCUACGGACACUGCAUUGAAGAAUUUAGAGUCUGGGGCAAGAGAUCUUGAGUCCAAGAGCGCUUUUCUCCCGUUCAAGUUCCGUCCAGCAAGCACGCCGCACAAUGCGUCAGCUCAGACGGAAGUAGAGAUCGAGCAAGGGCUUAAGAGUAUAUUGGGCGAGAAUCUGGGUACACCUCAAAAUCCCGAUAUUUUCAACGAUGCCGACGUCAGACAUGCCUUUCUCCGGCUUCUGAAGCAAAAGACCAAUGCCAGCACUCUCUUCCAUUUCCUCGCCCGCUCACUACCGUCAGAUCCACGGUCCAAGCAGACAGAAUGGGCCUACGAGGCCUUCUCCAACAUCCCCGUGUCACAGAGGACUGCGAGAGACUAUAGUGCCGCAGUCAGAGUGGCUUUGAAGAUGGACAACUUACCUCUGGCUCAGAAAAUCAAUGUCCAGGCAACAGACCGUGGGCUGCAUUACGAGUGCAGCGCAUUCAUGCUCUUACAUCUCACAUCUCAUAUGUUGUGGAAGAAUGCCGUUAGGGUCUGGGUCACGUCUUUCAGAGGACUAGGAAGCAAAUCUCCUUCCUCCGCCACUCGCCUUAGAGAAGAACUUCUGUCACAAGCUAGUCACUACAAGGACUUACCUCACGCUAUAAACCAGCUGGCGUCACGUCUCUCGACACGCUCACCUUUGCUUGUGCGUCUGUCCGGAACACUCUCUCAAAUUGGUCGCAGCCUGCUCUUUUUGCUCGUGCGCAAUGACCGGCUCAUGGGCCUGAUCACACCGAAGGGCUUGCUUGAGAUAUUGGACAAUUAUGAAGCGCUGGGCCAACUAAGACCACAUGUUCACGUCAGCGCCAUCAGGACUUUGCUGGAAUCUGCGAAGCGUGCCGAUAAGAGUGCACUUGCUACCCUGAUAUAUCGGCAUUUGCGCUCGAAGUUUCCUGAGUUCGCUCCACCGCCUAGUGUUUACGGCUCUCUAAUCUCCAUGCACGCGGAAGAAGCGGGUUCUUUGAAGGCUUUCAGCUUUUGUCUGCGAGAGUUCGCCCUAAUCCAUGGAGUGGCAGACAAGCGGUCUUAUCAAAAGGUCCUUACUGCUCUUGCCCAGCAGGGUGAUGUGGUAGGGGUUUAUUCUGUGUUCAAAGAGCUUUGUCAAACUCAUUCGCCGCCCGCCGAAGUCGAUUUCUACACGCCGCUCCUCUAUGUCCAUGCCCGCCUCGGCGACGUCGAGAGUGCUCAGCGGGAGUUUCAAGGGCUGAAGGACAGGGGCUUGGAGACAAACACAUACUGUUGGAACAUUCUUAUCUACGCUCACGCAAGAUCCCCGAAUCCUGAAACGGCAUUUGAUCUUUUUCGAAAGAUGAGGACUGAAGGUGUCCUUCCGGAUAAAUAUACAUUUGGCACAUUGAUGGGAAUCACCUCCAGAGCUGGGGACACCACUGAACUACUCAGAAUUAUCGAGCAAGCCCAGCAUUAUGGCGUCAAGGGCUCGUACGAAAUCAUGUCUGGAUUGAUUCACUCGUACUGCUUGAAUGAACAACCAGACACGGCAGAGAAACUUGCAGAAGCCACAACGGGAGCUAAUUUCGAGGGCGACCCGGUCAAGAUGUGGAAUUACAUUUUAAGGCAUUACGCUUUCCGGAAGGACUCAAACGGUUGUCUCCGAGUCCAGACUCGUAUGCAUGCUUUAGGUGUCAAGCCUGACGACAUGACUUAUGCCGCCAUGAUGACAGCGCUUGUGGCACUGGGCAAGACGAAAAGCGCCGCGCAAAUCCUCCGAAAGUUGAGUCUCAGCCAAACACUUGUGGCGAAUCCGUUCCAUUAUGCUAUCAUUGUACACGGAUUCGCCUUGGAGGAAGACCGUGACAUGGCCAAUGUCGUCUAUCAUGAGAUGAUGGAAAGAUUCCCAAAGCUGGGUGCCAGCCCUCGCCUAGCUAUGCUCCAUCUACAAAGUCGCCGCAGUCCCGAAACUAAGGAUUCGCCUCAAUAUUCUGUAGACUUUCUCGCAGAAAUCCUACAGACAAUCACGGCUACCGAUCGUGCCACCAAACUUCCACAGCCUGGCCUCCAACGGCGCAGAGCUGUAGAUGCAACGCCGUCCAUCUACAUUGAGCAUCUCGUCAAUGUUUUGAUGGCCAAGGGUCGUGUCAAGCAAGCAGACAUCCUCAUUCAAAGAUUUGAGUCUCUUGUCAGGUCGUCAUUCUUGGAUCUAGAUUUGAAAACUUUAGACUCCCUUGAGUUGUUGACAUCUCGUUUGCGAGUGUCUACACAGAGCCACGACUGGGAAAAUGUCGAGGCGCUCUGGACGAGAAUCCUCGAACGUGCAAUACAGGUUGCAACGCCAUUUCCUCAUACGGAGAACCGGGAGAUCUCGAAGCCUCGUUCAGCAACUGUGGGUGUUGAGCUCUUGCAAUCCGAGCCUAGUUUCGAGUUCAGCUCUAUGAUCCCCAACUCUGCUUCCCGCGGGCUUGCGAGUGAAGCACUACUCGACUCGCUCAAUUCGAAGGUCCUCUCGACGCAAAGGUUCAUUCUCGAAACCCCCAUCAACAAUUAUUUCAGAGCUUUGGAUCUCCAGCAUCGCCACAGCAGUGCUGCCACACUUGUUCAACUGCUUGAGAAGGCCGGAUUUGCGUUGACCAACAAAAAUUGGAACUUCUAUAUCCAGAUACUGACGAGGUCUUCUGAUUCACAGCAUUGGGAAGAGGCUUUUCGGGUCUUUGAGGAGAAGAUGUUUCCAAAUACUCCAUCGUGGGAUCUCCUUAUUCGUGGGGGAUCGCUGGCGCCGGCGAUACCCGAUGCAGCAUCCAAACAGGACAUGGAGGCCGUACGUCGCAGGGCCGGGGAAAAGACCAGUCCCGAUUUCCUCACACCGACUUAUCUUACAACGGUCCAUCUUGCGACAGUAAUAAAGGAAAGCGGUCUUCAAACCCGUCGUGGCGAUGACUCCCUCACCUCGCGCCUUCCAGAAAUCGCGCCCAACACGUACCAAUUCAUUCGACGCAUGCCUCGUCGGAAAGAUCGCUUCCAAGGCGUUCUUCUCCGUGGAAUAAAGAUCCGUGGGGACAUACCCAAGCGUCCUCGCGAUUGUGUACCAGCAGACCGAUCAGGGGUCCUAGGCAGCCGCUCCCCGCUUGAUCAUGUGCCUCUCACGGAGCUUGCAUACAUAGACCAGGUUGUGGACCGACACGACAAAGAUCCAGCAGGGGACGUUGAGCGAGCUGAGCGAUUCGACGGCCAGAUCAACCGUUCACUGCAACCUAUGGAUCAAGAAGAUCGUCUCGAAAACGAUCUGGAAUAUCAGGAACGCAUUCACCGACAAGAAGGGAACCUCCUUCACACCGUGGACACCAUUCGUCGCGAUGCGUCGCGUCCUCGUGUCAUGAGCGAUGACUAUUUCGGGCAGCCAGGAAUAUCAUCCGACUCUACUUUGCGGAGGAACGUAGCGCCUCCAGGAAGAACAUUGUUUGAUCCCUUUUAUCGCGUUCUGGAGGACAAAGCCCAAAGCGAGGAUUUGCAGCGCCGACGCCUUGAGGAAUCAGUACGACCCGGUGCUGUUGGGCGGGAGGCAACGGGCGAAAACGCGAGAACAUCACCGGUCGAGGCGCACGGCAAGAAGGCUAUGAAGAUUUACUGGCCGAUGGCGUCUGCUUAUACCGGGUCCUUUGAUAAGUCUCGUGCUCAUCUUCCGGAGAGGUUGUCGCAAGUCAAGAAAUUGGAGCUCAACGAUCCGCGCGUGAAGGCCGCUUGGGAAUCAAAAAGUAAGACGACUCCUAUGGCAGAAGGCGAACAAGAAAACAGAGAGGAGUAGACACUGAACCUUGCCAGCCAGUUGAAGCGGCGUGAUGGGUUCACGGAGUAGUUGGGGACAGAUCUUCACCCACCUUCGAAAGCGCAAAUAUUCAGCAUGUGAGGCUUGGGACUGAGGGCCUCAUCGCGGCAACGAUUGAGCGUCUGCUGCAGAGUAGAAAUCUUUGCCCAUGAUGAUGGCCGGAUGUAUUUCUGGUCUUUGCAUAUAAUGUCAUAUACAUUUUGUAUAUUCCUGCCAGAAAAACUGAUAGACUGGUAUCUAUUGUGCGUGAUGCUCGGGACGACUCGAAGCGAUGACUGUCUGAGGUAUUAAGAACAUCAUCCUGGCAAGGUCGACUGUCUUGGGUGACAUGUGGGGAGCAACAUAUCAAUACUCA
This is a messenger RNA of Exophiala xenobiotica, 4743 nucleotides long. RefSeq lists its product as uncharacterized. The record is from RefSeq and is a predicted model, not a curated record. The coding region runs from base 225 to 4367 and encodes 1380 amino acids. The transcript has a single exon. NCBI's taxonomy places the organism in Eukaryota, Fungi, Ascomycota, Eurotiomycetes, Chaetothyriales, Herpotrichiellaceae. Gene Ontology annotation, molecular function: protein binding.